AUGAUGGACGCGUGCUGUUCCCGCUUCACGGCAGCCGAAGGUGGAGCAAGGCUCGCAGCCGCCGCAUCCUCCAAAAACAUCCUCGCUGUGGAGUAUUCCUCCUUCAUUCCCAUUCGGCUGCUUUAUGAAAAGGCUUAUCAGAUACGAGGUCCUAUGUCCAGUGGGUGUCAACGUUCCAUCUAUGUGACUCGUGCCACCAGAAUUCCAGUAGUGGCUUACGAGCUCAAAAUACUUACAGACCUGACAAUAUCAUCAGCUGAGACUUAUGAAGAAGUAGAUGAUUGGGAGGCAGAACUCGAGGCCAAGGAGGUGAUUGUGUGCACAGCUUCUGUCCUCAAGCAGAUACUGGAAGAUGGUUUACUGACAACGAACAUGAUUAAUGUCCUAAUCCUGGACAGCUGCCAUCUCAUAUACAAAGAUGAAAAUUUAAAAUAUAUAAUGCAACACUAUAAAGAAUGUCCAGUGUCUGAUCGUCCAAUCAUCCUCGCGAUGACCUACCCACUGUUCACUUCUCCCAAGAAAGACGUGAAGAAAGAUUUCCCUCAGCAAGACUCCCAAGAGAUCAUCAGCAUCAAGACCCAGACGGAGAUAAUGAGAGAUCAGGGAAUUGAGGAUGAGCUGGGUGUGUACGAGAAUCUCGAUGAUUUUGAUCUUUACGAGAAGCUGGAGUGGAAAAUUGAAGAUCUGGAGUCGGAAUUGUGCUGUCAGAUGGACCUGGCGGAGGACAUCGAUGGUGGGAAGCGGAUAGCCAAUUCUCUGACGAAGCCGCGGGAGCUUAUUAUAGAAUACGGACCUCGACCCUCAGAGGACAUCAUGUCUGAUGAGUACAGGGAGUUGGAAAAAUUCAUGGUGGACACCAUUAACGAAGCAACGCAGUUCAUAGAUGACCAUAGACAUGACCCCUCCGAGAUCUACGGUGACGAGCUUUAUGAGGAGUUUAUGGACAUUCCAGACCCCGGGAUAGACCCCAAACGGUUGUUCAGACAGUUCCUAUAUGUAUUGGAGCAGCUAGGACCAUACGCAGCUGACAAAGCAGCUUUCUCUCUUCUAAUAAAAUUAGAAAAAUUAAAAAUAAAAGUACCUUACGAACGACACUUUCUAUUGCUGUGUCUUUGUACGACGGUCUUUAUAAAGAUCAGAGGUUUUGCCGAUUAUAUGUUUAGUAAAGUAGAAAAUGAUUGGGAAAAAAUUAAAAUAUUUAGCACUCAUAAAGUGUUAAGAUUCGCUGAAAUAUUGGAGAAAUUCCAACCGCCCGAUCUUAAGAGUAAAACCAAGAAAGAUAGUAGCGAUAUUAAUGCUAUUUGUGUUGUAAGUGAGACUGAUAGUUGCGUUAGUCGAAAAGAUAGUGUCAAUAAAAUGCUCAACGAAAUAGAUAAAUGCGAUUUUACAACGCUAGGCAACAAAAUUCAGGAUAGAGUUAAUAUUUACGAAUCUAAUUUGAAAGAUAUUGAAGAAUUACCGACGGAUAUUGACGUGUGUGUAGAUAAUAAAUUAGAAAAUGCCAUAAGUAGUAAUGAUAGUAAAGAAAAGCCUGACAAUGGCAGCAACGGUAUACAGAAAUCGACUGAUGUCGGCACAAGCAAUGCGAAUAUCAGCAGAGUACAUGAUUUGAAAGUCACUACGCACAAACAAGAUAUUAAUGUACCUAGUACUACCGAUAGUCAAACUGCGUCAGCAGAUAUUAGUAAGACUGAUACUGCAAAGCCGGAUAGUAAAGUACCUGAACUGUUUUCCAAGGGGUUAUUGCUUUUACCAAGACGUACAGGACACAGGACUCGUGGUAGGUCACGCAUGCAAAGGAACAAUGCUGCUAGAUUGCUACAGAUGCAGCAGAAUCCAGAUGCUCUGUGCGGCAUUGUAUAUAUGAAGGAUGCAUUAAUUGCCAAGAUCAUGUUCAUGAUUAUUGUGGAUAUGUCUCGCUGUAACAGAAAGCUGUCAUAUCUGUGUGCCCAAUAUUGCGCUAUGGACGAUGCGGUGGACCCGGGAACUGAGCUCAAGGAAUGUCAACGUCAGGGGAAGAAACAGGAGGAAGUCUUGAAGAAAUUUCGUAUGCACGAAUGCAAUCUGCUGCUGGCGACAUCAGCUUUGGAAGAAGGAAUCGACCUGCCCAGGUGCAAUUUGGUACUGAGAUGGGAUAUGCCACCUUCAUACCGUUCCUAUGGCCUCUGUCGUGGGAGGGCGCGAGCACCGCGAGCCACGUCCACCUUGCUCUGUACUGACUCUGUCGAAACCACUGACAACUUGUUGUACAACGUCGCUACUUAUAGGGAAUUAGAUCAGAUAAUAAGCAGAAAAUGUGGUUGCGGUAUACAAAACGAGCCACCACAAUCAGAAGAAGACCACGCUGAUAGAGUAAAUAUCUUUGUAAAACCAUAUACUCCGAACGAUAACUUUAGUCACGCUAAAACCGUAAUUAAAAAACCCACUGAAAGUGUUGCCAAUAUGAAAAAUGCUAACGAUAGACGAAAAGACGCUGAUAAUACUAUAAUUGAAAAUAUUGCCAAGUUAAAAGACACUACUAAAGUUAGUGAUAGCAUGGAGACUGAUAGUCAAAAUUAUAUAAAUAAAGAUAUAAGUAGCGACGAUAUUAGUCAAAAUUCUAACACCAAAGAAAAGAGAGAAAAUGAUGACAAAGAUAGGAAUUUGACAGGCGUCGUAACUGAUGAUAUAGAGGCUAAAAGUAUACGUACAGUAGAGGAAAAAAUCUGCACUCGGUUAGAUGCUAAUAACAAAGAAAAUUACGAUAAAAAUAGUUUGUUUGAUAGUAACAAAUUUUGCUAUCAGAUAAGUAGUAGUCAGAUAUCUGAAAACAUUGACAAUGUCUCAAUAGUUCUUGAUGACGAACAUGAUAAUAAGUUAGUAAGUGAAACUGAUAGUCUUGAUAUAUCUUGUAUUAAUGAUUUGAUAGAUAAAACAUUAACAAAAACUGUGGAACUAAGCAUAAGUAAUAAAUUAGAAAAUAACUUAGAAUGUGAAAUAAGUGAUUAUGAUAUUUGUGGUGAGAAAAAAACAGAAGUUGAACUUAACGAAAAGGAAACUGUAAAUACUAAAAAAUGUGAGUGUUUUUGUGGUUUGAAAGUAAAGAGGGAUAGAAGUAGCGGUGAUAUUAGUAAAAGUGAUAGUAAGAAAAAUAUAAGUGACUCUGAUACUGCAAGUGUUGAUUUGAGUACGGCCAUUGCACUUAUAAAUAGGUACUGUGGCAAAUUACCAUCUGACACGUUCACCCGUCUGGCUCCGCAAUGGUGGAUGGAGGAAGUGCAGCUUCCGCACAAAGAUACAAAUGAAAUGAGAACCGCUUAUAUCUGCACACUGAGACUGCCUCUCAAUUGUCCCGUCAAAUAUAAUAUUGUUGGUCAUCCGAUGCCAACCCGAGUGCUCGCGAGACGGAUGGUCGCCCUACAAGCCUGCAGGAUACUCCACAAGUCUGGAGAAUUGGAUAACCAGUUGAUGCCUAUUGGUAAGGAAAACUUCAAGGCUGCAGAGUUAGAGGCAUCCAACACAAUCGUCUAUACCAAUAAUAACGAUGCAAUCGACAACAAUGAUAGCGCACGCCCGGGGACUACAAAACGACGCCAGUAUUAUUAUAAGCGGACCGCUUGGGCGUUUACUGAUUGCCAACCAGUUGUAGAUACGAGCGAUUCAGAAGUAGAUGCUUCAAGAACUCAACCGGAGACAGUAGAGCCCUCGCCUGAAAAACCAACAGGCAAAAAGCGCAACAUGCUGUACGCGGUGGUGUCGUCGCUGUGGUGCGCGCUGCCGGAGCGCUACAACACGCGCGGGCGCCGCCUGCACGCGCCGCAGAGCGCCGCGCAGGCCAUCGGCAUACUCAUGGCCAGGGACGAGCCCGACAGUCUGCAGAUCCCAGCCUUCCCGGUGUACACUCGUUCUGGAGAAGUGAGGGUUUCCGUGGAACACGUUCCUGAUGCGGACGUCAGAUUAUCACCCAGGAGAGGUCGACUCGUCAGAAGAUUUAUGCGUUUCGUGUUCGCCGAAGUUCUAAGGGUUCGUCGCCGAGGGAUGAAAUUACAGAGCGACGGCUCCACGCACAACAAUUAUUAUAUUGUACCAACUGUUAAAUCUACUCGACCCGACGGCUCUACCAAGAUAGACAUAGACUGGGCGUUCUUAGAACUUAUAUAUCAGCAUACAGAAGAUAAGAAGCUAUCAGAGUUAGACAGCAACAUGCUCUGGGAGUGUCAUGAAGAUGAAGAAGUAACCAAGGCAAGAGGUCCAUCCCGCGAUAGACGAGGCAAAGUGAAGAAGUUGAACAAUCCCCUUCUAAAGCCUGACGAAACCUUCAUCUUCGAUGCGGAGAAGUACAGUGAGGCUGUCGUCACUCCCUGGUACAGGAAUCAAGAUCAGCCCCAGUUCUUCCUGGUAGCAGAGAUAUGUUGGAACUUGACUCCAGACUCCUCGUUCCCCUCGUCUAGUCACACCAGUUUCAGGGAAUACUACAGCAGCAAGUACGGAGUGUCACUUACUCAAAGGGACCAGCCUCUUCUGGAUGUGGACCAUACCAGCGCCCGGUUGAAUCUUCUCACGCCAAGGUACGUGAACCGCAAAGGCGUGGCCUUACCGGUGUCCUCGGAACGUACCCGGCGUGCCAAGCGCGACCGGCUGGAUCAGAAGCAGAUCCUCGUCCCCGAGCUGUGCCGCGUGCAUCCCUUCGCUGCUCCGCUGUGGUUCGCUACAGUCGCUCUCCCGUGUGUUUUGUACAGAAUUAAUGCCCUCCUGAUAGCGGAUGAAAUCCGACGCGCGGUAGCAAUCGACGUGGGCCUGGGCAUACCGAAGAUCAACGAGAAAACCAUGCCUGGCUUCCAAUGGCCAGCGCUUGAUUUCGGCUGGAGCUUGGCUGAGGUGCUUAGUGCAGAUUCGGAGAGAACCGAAAAGAAAAGAGAAGAAGAAGAGUUAAAGAAAGAACAGAAGGAGAAAGAGAUAAGAGAAGAGAAAGAGAGAUUAGAGAAGGAGAAACAAGAAAAAGAGAAUGAGAAGAAGAACGAUGAUAUGGAAGAUGAGCCAAGAGAGAAGACUAUAAAUGAUAUAUUACAAGAGAAAGAGGACGCCGAAGGGGGCUUUGAGAUCGGCACCUGGAGUAACGACAUGGCCUCUCAAAUCCCUGAGGAGUCGGAGUACGACGAAUUCUUGGAGCCACUGCCGCCUAAUUUAACCUUCUGUACUUCUGCGUCAGGUGGAACAAAUUGGUGUGAUCCCAUCGAAAAACCCAAGUUCAGCAGUUACAACCCCAACAGAUACUCUAUGGUCGACAGCGAUUGUUCGUAUAUAUCCAGUGACUUGGACUCCGAUGACACAGACCUGGAUUACGAAGACAGCGAUGAUGAUGACGACAGUGGAGGUUUCUGUUGCAACAAGAAUACCAACAUGGCGAUGGGAGUCCGCAUAGAAUACAAAACAGCUCACGAGGCCGAGGCUGUAGAUCUUGAACGCACCAAGAAGGUUAACCCAGCACCGACUCCUGAUGAAGAAGAUGACGCUUUGGACAGAGAGGAGCAUGAUAAGUUGCUGAGAACUGGAGUCGCGCCUAAAGAGUACAUCGAUAAAUUCCGAGCGUCAGUCAACCGCCACAAACAAGAAAUCGUCAGCCAGGGGAAUUUAGUCUUCAAAGACAACCCUCUGACAGAGGUGUUGCCAGAAAGCAAAGACAAGCAGCAUUUCGUCAAUAUGCUGACGCAGGAAAAGGCUAUAUCAGAGUUAUUCCCUUUCGGUUCUGAGAAACUGGUGAUCAGAAAUGGCCAGGUUAAUGUUGAAAGUAUUGAAAGGAACAAACGGAUAAUUCUAGAAGGUAUCAAGAAAACGGUAUCCAAAGAAGAAAUCAAAAAAUUUAACUGCUUUUCCAUGAAAGACAUCGACAUAGACUCGCCAGAUUACGUCAACGAGAAGAUAGUGAACGUGGGCUUCGAUAAAAAAGAUAUUUACGAAGAGACUUGCAGGAGAAAGCAAGAGUUCCAGCCGUAUUACGCUGUAGGGAAGCAGAGUGCGCAGGAGUUUGAUUUUGACUACCAACCGAAGUUGGAAGGUCAUCCUGGGCCUAGUCCGAGUGUUAUUUUGCAGGCUCUGACGAUGUCAAAUGCAAACGAUGGUAUCAACCUAGAACGUCUCGAGACCAUCGGAGACAGCUUCCUCAAGUUCGCCAUCACAGCGUAUCUGUACUGCGCUCAUCCCACGGUCCACGAAGGGAAGCUGAGCCACAUGAGAAGCAAACAGGUAUCAAACUUGAACCUGUACCGUUUGGGUCGCAACAAGAGGCUCGGCGCAAGGAUGAUCGCGUCCAAGUUCGAACCCCACGACAACUGGUUACCGCCCUGCCAUAAACCACCCCCGACAUUACAUGCCAACGCCAAUGGCGAAGCUAACCUCGAUAUGCUCAACCCUGAGAUGCCGUUGGAUGCCGCUGGAUGCUUCAUCCCCUACAACUUGAUUACACAGCACAGCAUACCAGACAAAUCAAUCGCCGACUGCGUGGAAGCAUUGAUAGGUGCUUACCUCCUGGAGUGUGGUCCUCGAGGUGCUCUCCUGUUUAUGUCCUGGCUCGGCAUCAAGGUCCUCCCCUGUCACCACGUGGCCGUCGGAGACGACCAUCCCUACGUGGUAGCUGCCAGGAAUGCUGAUGAAACUCCUAAGCAUCCGCCACCGCCCCCUUCACCAAAACGCCAGCGAACCAACUCCUCAUCAUCUGAGUGCUCCACUGAUGAUGAAGAACCCUUGCAGCAGCAGGAGGUGUUCCCCGAAACAGACUGGUCCUGGAGCGGCAGAGCUGUAGGAUCUUUGCAACCAUACCUUGAUGAGAAUGGAGUCUGGAUGCAGCCAAUAUUUGGUGAGUUGAAAGCGCCUCCUUCGCCAUUGCUGAGGUACAUAGAAGAUCCUGAAGGGGAGCUGGAACAAAUGCUGUCUGGUUACGACGCAUUAGAACGCACUCUCCAGUACCGGUUCAAGGACCGCUCGCUGCUCCUGCAAGCUCUGACCCACGCCUCGCAUCACAGCAAUCGUCUCACAGACUGCUACCAGCGGCUGGAGUUCCUCGGAGACGCUAUACUUGAUUACCUUAUAACCCGACAUUUGUACGAGGACCCAAGAAGACACUCCCCCGGUGCCCUCACAGAUCUACGUUCAGCUCUCGUCAACAACACCAUAUUUGCUACUCUGGCUGCUAGACAUGGGUUCCAUAAAUACUUCAGACACAUGUCACCAGGAUUGAACGAGGUGCUCACGAAGUAUGUCAAAAUCCAAGAAGAGAAUGGUCACUCCAUAAGCGAAGAGCACUAUUUGAUCCAAGAAGACGCAAUGGAACAGGCUGAAGACGUAGAAGUACCCAAAGCGUUAGGUGAUCUGUUCGAGUCGGUCGCUGGAGCUAUAUUCCUCGAUUCUGGUAUGUCUCUAGGAGCCGUUUGGAAGUCUUACGUGAACCUAAUGGGCGCGGAGUUGGAGGCCUUCAGCGCAGCCGCUCCCAAGUCUCCCGUCAGAGAACUUCUGGAGGCUGAGCCGGAUACUGCUAAAUUUGGUAAACCAGAGCGUCUGGCUGACGGUCGCAGAGUUCGUGUGUGCGUGGAAGUGUUCGGUCGUGGCACCUUCAAGGGCGUGGGACGCAACUAUCGCAUCGCAAAGGGUACAGCCGCUAGGUGUGCCCUGCGCCAUCUACGGGAAUAUCGACCACACUGA
Molecule: messenger RNA, 7674 nt
Organism: Arctia plantaginis
Lineage: Eukaryota; Metazoa; Arthropoda; Insecta; Lepidoptera; Erebidae
Source: the annotation of a GenBank genome assembly